Messenger RNA from Dendrobium catenatum, 1845 nucleotides. RefSeq names its product mannose-specific lectin 2-like. Bases 842 to 1675 code for a protein of 277 amino acids. The record is from RefSeq and is a predicted model, not a curated record. NCBI's taxonomy places the organism in Eukaryota, Viridiplantae, Streptophyta, Magnoliopsida, Asparagales, Orchidaceae. The transcript has 2 exons.
ACUACUGCUCAACAUUAGAGUUCUGUCAGACUACCGCCUGACGUCAAAGUUCUGUCAAACCACAACCAGACUAUCAACUAACGCUCGAAUUUUCAAAUAACGUCGGACUUCUACCAGUCCACCAAGUAACGCUGGACGUUCAUCCUUGUUUGUCACUAGUUUUCAAUCAUAUGGUUGACAUUGUAAUCUGAUCGCCCUCAAGGAUGAGUGAGCUCACUGUAAUCUACCAAAACAUUAGUGAAAUAAUUUCAACUGGGCAAGACCCCGUGGUUUUUCUCCUUUCCAGGGCUUUCCACGUAAAAAAUAUUGUGUUAUCUGUAUGUGAGUUGGAUAACCAUACAACACUAAAAUGCAGUAUUAUAAUUCUAUCACCGCAUAUAUUCUAGCCCGCAAUAAUACUAAUGCUUACUAGACCCGCAUCCAAUAAGAAAAAAGAGGAAUCUCCCAUACUUCUAAGCGUAUCUGAAGAGCAAAAGCUUUGAUAUCCGAGCACAGUUAUAUUUUUUAUAUAUUCCUGUAUUUAAUAUCAUGGAAGCAGUAAACAAAAUUAUCUUUUUUCUCCUUACUGCUACGCUUCUUAGCAUUCUCAAACUUCACCGCAAGCUCUGGUUAAUUAAUUCAUCAUGUACAACAUGCAUAAAUCAACCAUUAUGAACUUAAUUAUUUCUAUCGUCAUGAAGCAUCCCAUGCAAGAACGGCAGGGCACGUUAUUAACACGACGCCAUUUCAUAUUUUAAACGCGACAUUACCACCUCCAUCAAUCCUCCAUCCAAAAGACAUACAAACCACCUAAACCAAUCAAUCCACCACAACCAAUCCAACCCUUCCCUUCUCUUCUCCCAUGGCUUUCCCUUCUAUCUCCUUCGUCUUCCUCUGCUUCUUCUGCUUCUCCUUCCUCAACGAACCGCGCUUGUCCCUCGCCGACCAUGUUCUCUACACUGACGAAAUCCUCAUGCCCGGCCAAAACCUCACGAACGGCCCCUACCUUCUCGCAAUGCAUCACAACUGCCGCCUCGUUCUCUACAAUAACACCCAACCGAGUUGGAGCACGAACGCCACCGCCAACGGAAACAGCGAUUGCUACCUCGUGCUGACCCAGCGAGGCGAGCUCGUCGUCCGUCGCAGCGUCCACUACGCCUUAUGGUCAAGCGGGGCCAGGUCUAAGAAAGGAAAAUACGCGCUCGUGCUCGACGCGAAGGGAAGAAUUGCUAUAUACGGGCAUCGCCGUUGGUCUACGAGUAAUCCGAAUGGACUUGGCGGCCCAGAAGACUUGGCCAUAGAGGAGCCGGCUACAGAAUAUGUUCUUCAAUCUGGUCACCGGAUGUUAGCUGGGGAUAAGCUGAAGUACAAGGAAUACGAGCUGGCUUUCUGGAGAUGCAAUUUGGUGAUUAACCACACAAGGUCCGGUAGGUGGCUGUGGCAGACGAACACCAAGGUGACGCAAGGGCCGGCGGGAUGUUACCUGCAGUUGGAGAGCAGUGGGGAGCUUAGCGUGAAAAAUGGGGCGCAGAGGCUCUGGAGCAGCAACAAGAGGACGGAUAGUGGGCUGCACCUGGCUGUAUUGAGGUUCGAUGGGCGCCUGGCGGUUUAUGGGCCGUUGGUGUGGUCCAAUGUAAGGAUGGACGAUUCGAUUGUUGCUGAUGCGGUCACUUAUGGUGGUUCCGAAUAUAUUUAGAAGCGGGCUUGUGCGAUCAGUUGUUGAUUUUUUUACUUUGGAGAGCCUUCUAUAUGCCCUGCAUAAAUAAGUACAAAGCGGGUGUAAUAGAAAAUAGGGUAUUUGAGAAAACAUAUUAAUUAGACGUUCAAAAAUAGCCGAUUUCAUAUAAUAUCAUGAUUUAUUUCUUC